ACAGCUUGAAAAGGUCAAUUAGAGGAUGAAUCACUGCAUUCCCGAUUUUGAAAUGGAAGACCAUAGUUCAAUCCCUUCAAUUUCUAGAUUAAAUCGCUUUAAAAAACCAUCCAUGCCAGAAGAUGAAAUCAUGGAGCUAUUGUGGCAAAAUGGUCAAGUUGUUGUGCAAAGUCAGAAUCAAAGAUCUUUGAAGAAGCUACCGCCGAUCAAAUUCCACGACGCCGACCAACCAGGUUCGAAAGAGAUCCGAUCAUCGUCAUCUCAUCAUCAGCAACAACAACAGCAACAGCAAUCCGUUACUGAUCAUCUCUUCAUGCAAGAAGAUGAAACGGCUUCAUGGCUUCACUAUCCUCUCAGUGACGCUAACUUCGACAAAGAUUUCUGUGCCGAUCUCCUCUAUCCUUCCUCCUCCACCGCCGUCGCCCCCUGCGCUACCUCCACCGCUCCUCCUCCAUCACUAGGAAGAGUUCCUCAACUUUUGGUUUUGGCUUCAGCUACGGCUAUGGCGCCAGCUCCUAGGCCACCGAUACCACCGACAAAGAGGAAAGGGUUGGAGUCGACGAGGAUCCUGAACUUCGUUAACUUCUCCAAGCAUAGAACGGCGAGAGCGGAGCAAUCUGGACCGUCGAAUUCGAAGAGUGUAGUAGCGAGGGAAUUGACAGUCGUUGAUUCCUGUGAUACUCCGGCGAUGGAUCCCGAAUCGGGAGCCUCUCAAGCUAUGCCGAGCUGCACCGAGGAAGCAUCAGGCGGGGACAACAACAAUACCUGCGCCAACAUGAGCGGCGCUAUAGCUGCCAACACGCAAUCAGCUGGUGCCAGUUUAGGUGCCAGCAAAGACAAUUUAGCCACGUGCGAAGUCAUGGUGACAUCAUCACCUGGCGCCUCCAGUGCCAGUGCUGAACCGACGGCUCAGAAGCCUGUCCAAGCUGAGGACCGGAAGCGUAAAGGAAGAGAACCGGACGACGCCGAAUGUCACAGUGAGGAUGCUGAGUUUGAAUCCGCUGACAAAAAGAAACAAUCGCGUGGAUCCACAUCCACGAAAAGGUCCCGUGCUGCAGAGGUCCAUAACCUCUCGGAGAGGAGACGCAGAGAUAGGAUAAAUGAAAAGAUGAGAGCUUUGCAAGAACUUAUUCCUCGUUGCAACAAGUCAGACAAAGCUUCAAUGCUGGAUGAAGCAAUUGAGUACCUGAAGUCACUUCAGUUGCAAGUUCAGAUGAUGUCCAUGGGUUGUGGCUUGGUCCCAAUGAUGUUUCCUGGUGUUAAACAGUACAUGCCGGCAAUGGGAAUGGGAAUUGGUAUGGGCAUGGUCAUGGAUAUGGGAAUAAAUCGGCCAAUGAUGCCGUUUCCGAACGUUUUGGCUGGCUCAGGUUUGCCAACAGCACCUUCUGCAGCUCAUUUGGAUCCAAGGUUUCCUAUGCCAGCCUUUCAUAUGUCACCACAAGUUCCAGCUCCUGAUCCAUCAAGACUCCAACCAAACAAUCAGUCAGAUGCCAUGCUGAACCCACUUGGCAUGCAAAACCCAAACCAGGCACGGAUUCCGAAUUUUGCUGAUCCUUAUCAGCAGUAUAUCGGACUUCAUCAGAUGCAAUUACAACCUCCACAGUGUCGAGCAAUGGCUCAGCCAGGCUCAAGUAAACCGAGUACCGGUAAGGGACAUGAGAAUGUUGAAAAUCACCCAUCAGGUGAUAUGGCACAAUAGCUCCAGCGUCUCAGCUGGCUAAAAUUUACCGGCUACUUUCAAACUGAUAGCAGAUAUCGAGAUCCGAAUUCCGGUCAAGGUGUUGCUUGUUUAUUCCUUUUACUCCGCAGCAUACAAUGUCAAAGAGAGUUCAUGUGCAUUGCAGGUUGAUAAUUCAAGCGUGGAUGAUUCCCGAAAGGUUCUUACUUAACCUUUCUACAGUUUUGUAGCAUAAGAGAACAACAUCCUGUUUGAGAGAAACCUUUUUUUUCUCACUUAUCUAACUUGUUGCAACUUAUAACACAUCUAACAUGUAAUAAUUGCACUACCAUAGAAAUAGUUCCAUACGCUCAAGUUUCACUC
This is a messenger RNA of Hibiscus syriacus, 2041 nucleotides long. Its product is annotated as transcription factor PIF1-like. The coding region runs from base 26 to 1699 and encodes 557 amino acids. Gene Ontology annotation, molecular function: protein dimerization activity; DNA-binding transcription factor activity. The transcript has 9 exons. NCBI's taxonomy places the organism in Eukaryota, Viridiplantae, Streptophyta, Magnoliopsida, Malvales, Malvaceae. The record is from RefSeq and is a predicted model, not a curated record. Gene Ontology annotation, biological process: regulation of DNA-templated transcription.